AGUGUGAAUUUCCGCUCCGUUAGCAUGUAGCCUGUUAGCUCGGAGCUCAGUCACAGUUUUUAUCAUAUUUGAUCACAAACGUCACGUCGCCAUGUUAACUUGAGACUGCCGUCAUGCAAUGGGCGGGACUACCGCUACCUGCAGCUUGUGUUUUAUUUGUCACAAUUUCAAGUUCAAAAAACUUCAGAGCAUAAAAACAGAAAUUUUUUAACACUCCCGCGCGCGCACACGCACGCAUAUAAACAGACAGUUGCGUCAUAUACAAAGCUGCGUGUAAGAGUCUGUAUUGAUUAUUGAUCAUCAGAUCAACACGAAACUUUCACACCUUCGUUCGUCCACUCUGAGCUCUGAGGGAGCCUCAGGAAUGGAAACGACAUUUUUUCGCCUGAUCUGUUCCAGAGCAGGUUAGAUUAACAGCAUCAGUUACCAUGGUGAUUUACCUCAACAAGUAGUGAAUCAGCUUCAUAGUUAGGUGAAGUUACCUGGGUUUUAGUGGCGAUGUGGGCCCCCCUAAAGAUCGGAGGGUUUGAGGGUCAUCAGAGAGGAUGAGUUUGUCUGGACCGAAGUCCUGCACUUCUAAAAUAACAAGCAUAAAGCAGAACAACAGGAGACUAAAUCUGAGUAAGAACAACACAAAAGCACUCAGAGUUCAUCCUGAUAUCAAAGCCAGAGAAUAAGAAGACCCGAUCCCCUCUGUGCUUUCAUCUGGACCACAGUCAUCCACUGUGCAAACUUCAGAAAUCAGAGAGGGAACAAGAAACUAGAAAAGAAUAGAAUGGGCCUUUAUUUUUCAGACUCAACGAAACGAGGUUGUUUUCCCACCGCGGAGCACCCGGGUUUACCUCCAUUCUUGCCGGUCAGCUCUUUUUUGCUUCCGAGGCCUCAUCGGAGGAAGCAAGCAGGCUUUUUUGUGCUGCUUUGCCGGCUUCGCAGAGAACUGGAUCUUCAGGGGCUUUACUCUUGGGCUGCUGCCAGUAAAAUACGCUUGAGACUUGUUGGAGCUGGUUUAAUCCCCACAACCCCCUGUGUUUACCAUCCGGGUUGUCACCUGAAAGCAUGGAAAGCCACGGCUCAUCACAAUAGGAACCCUGAUUUACUGUGUGGCUUACUGCACUGUGCGGACUCCGCUCCAGGCUAUUCUACAACUGUCCCGGUGCAUUUGCUCACAAAACAGGACGUGCCAUGAUGGAGGACAGCGGAGGGAGGAAGACCAGAGAGGGCGAGGACGAGGAGACGGUGAGCUCAGUCGUGACCGAGACGAGCACGCUGCCGUGGUCUGCAGACAGACAGACGGGUGGACGGACAGGUAAAGCUGACAGGAUGAGCGUGAGGUCAGGUGUGUUUCUUCCCGAGGCGUCGAGCUGCACAGAGAGCGAAAGAGAACUGAAGGCAGAGGUGGAGAGGAGGUGCGGCAGAGCGGGUUUAGACGAAGGAGCGGAGCUACGUGAGGAUAAAACUAGGGUACACCUGUUGGAGGAGGAGCCCCGAGAGAACCUCCUGCCAGAGAAAGCUGCUCAGGUGUUCAGGCCUGCAGUGACUGCCCUCCACUCCCCCUCCUCACUCAGAGAGUCUGGGCCGCUCCGGGAAAUGGAGUCCGAGAAGAGUCCCUUCCUGGGUCCCCGAGGAGUUCCCGAGAACUACAAUCAACAUUAUUACCUGGACGAGGAACUGCGCUCCAAUAAACGAGGGCAGUGCUGUCUCAGUACGGAUGUCCUGAAGAUGGGCGUGUCUCUGAUGGCCUCGGCGUUCUUUUUCCCUUUACUCGUCUGGGGUGGUUUUGUGUUUCUGCCAUUUGACGCCCCGCUGCUGGAUGGUGCCCCCCUCCGGCUCGUCUACACGCUGCGCUGCUCUGUGUUCGCUGCCACCCCCAUCGUCCUUGGUUGGCUUGUUCUGGGCAUCUCACGGCUAAGGUCAGGUGUGCUUCGUCCUCUGUUUGAUGAUGAGAUAAAGGAGGCGGAGCUACAGGAAGUCACUGUCCACCAGCGCUUCAUCUCUGACUCUGCCUCGCUGUUCCUGAUUUACUUCCUGCAGCUGGUCGUUAUGGCGAUGUACCUUAGCCAGGAGCAGCUGAAGCUUGUGCCACUCCUGACCAUCCUCUUUGCUUUUGGAAGGUUGGCGUACUGGGUCGCCGCGGCAUUUGGCAGCAGCAUUCGUGGAUUUGGUUUUGGCAUCUCCUUCCUGCCAAGUAUCAUCAUGAUGGGAGCAAACUUCUACUUCAUCUUCACGAUGGAUGCGGCGAGUUCCAUUUUCAGUGUUCCCCAUGACGAGGCACCGCCUCAACCAGCAGGCCGACAACGGUUUUGGGGAUAAGACACAAGCAGUGAUUGAUGAUUGUCAUUAUCGAUUGAAAAGUAAAAUCUGUCUUUAUUUUGAGGUUUAAAUGCUUUAAAAUGACCAGGCGUAGCCCUGCCCAGCUGGUGUGCGCGGCUCUUGUUUUUUCCUUUAUUAAACUGCUUCCUGUUCUCUGCAGCUUCCUGUUGAUCUUUUUUUUCUGUUUUAUUUUCUACAAUUGUUUUUAUGAUCAAUAAAUUAAAGAAAAGAGACUAAUUUACAAAUUUUCACAAUAAAAGUUGGAAACUAUCACAUCGUUUCCUGUCUGCAGUGUUUCAGAAUAAUGUUGGUACAACAAACCUUUUUUUUUUUUUUCAAAGGACAUGACAAAAUAUGUGAUUUAGGGAAUAAAAUAAACUGAUUAUUAUUUAUGUUACAAUUAGAUAUUUAGAUUUUAAUUUAUAUUUAUUUACAAAGUUUUUUUUUUUUUGCACACUGCAGCCUGUCAGUGUUGAUGAUUAAUCAUCUGCUGCUGUGAAGCUGAUUUUUCUAGUUAAACUGGUCAAACUGUCAUAUGAAAUCUGAGCACAGGAAGUACUCACACCCUGACUUCACAAUAAAAGGAUAAUGUUUUUUAUUUUGGAUAAAUAAGAAUCUUAAAUUUAUCGUGAAGUAUCAAGAGUCGAUAAUUUUUGUCCCUCUUUAUCAGUAUUUAUAAUUUGAUAAGCAGAAAUGACACAGGAGGAUAAAGGGUUGAAAUGCUUGUUGCUCUGAGGCAUCGGAAACAGUAUGCGUCAUUAUAUAUAAACACAGUUUCCGGUGACACAAACUAAUGAGAUCAAUCGCAGUGAUCAAUAAUCACGAGAUCAUUUACGGUUGACAGGAAGCAAUUUUCUGUCUUCGCCAUUCUGUCUACAGGGAAGCUUUUAUUUUGAAGGCUCAGGUGUGUGAGGCUUUUGCAGGUAGACUGCCUUUUUUUUUUUUUUUUAUUGUCACGGACUGAAGGAACUUCCGAGAGCAGCACUGCCAUUUGUUCCUGCAAGAUCGGCUCAUUUACACCACAUCCUGCCACUAAAAACGCCAAACAGAGAAGUUUUCUUCAUGGAGUCCGUACCUGUGAGGAGGCGGUCCUGCCUGCUGCGCUUCAGAGAGCGCUGUCCGUUCAGGAAGCUCUGCAGACGCACGUACGACAUAUCAGCAGCAGAUUCGUCUCCUAUUGAUCUACCUUGGAAUGAUGUCAGAUUUUCCUCCACCAAGCAGCCAAUGCUUCAGAUGUUCCCACAUUUGGCCAGGUGUCAGAGUUUCUCUCCUCCUGACCAAUCAGACGCAGACACUCACAUGGAGGAAGAUUUGUGUGCCGCAGAGAACCAUCAGAACCACCAGAGUCACCAGAACCAGCAGCAGGACGCAGAGGGCAAAGCAGACAACCAUAUGGAGCUCGAUGAUGACGUAGACCCAGAAACCGGAGAGAGAGCACAGGGUUGACCCCACCCCCUUUCUGUCAGGAACUGCUGCACCGCCCACAUCACCUACACCUGGGGGAAGAAAGAAGCCUGUUGCACGAUCAUGACCUAAAACACUGUCAGAAUUCUAAAAAUGUUUAAAGAGAAUCACGUUUAAAAAUGAAUUUAGACCAGUAACAGAUAUAUUAGAUGACAAUAACAGGUAAAGUAACAUUUCUAUGAAGAAAUAUGUGAACUUCUUAUGAUGAUUAAUAAAGGUAAAAUCAGAG
Molecule: messenger RNA, 4003 nt
Organism: Haplochromis burtoni (Burton's mouthbrooder)
Lineage: Eukaryota; Metazoa; Chordata; Actinopteri; Cichliformes; Cichlidae
Gene: tmem79b
Product: transmembrane protein 79b
Exons: 7
Coding region: 1183-2310 (375 amino acids)
Biological process (GO): regulated exocytosis
Cellular component (GO): lysosomal membrane; trans-Golgi network membrane
Source: RefSeq, a predicted model, not a curated record